Molecule: messenger RNA, 1560 nt
Organism: Bacidia gigantensis
Lineage: Eukaryota; Fungi; Ascomycota; Lecanoromycetes; Lecanorales; Ramalinaceae
Exons: 2
Coding region: 1-1560 (519 amino acids)
Molecular function (GO): DNA binding
Source: RefSeq, a predicted model, not a curated record
AUGCAACCAGUGACCGAGAUAGAUUGGAAACGACUUUACUCAGAACGCUUUCUCACAGACAAGAUGGUUGCACAAGAGCUUGACAGCAUUAUUGCAUUCCAGAGUUGUCGGACGCAGAAGCAAAAGACUAUCAUCGAUGUUGGUCUCGAUGCCAAGGAAGUCUUACUUGAGAACCUUAGCAUAGGAGACGAGGCUUCCGAUAUCCUUGCUCGCAGAUGGUACAGCAGCCACACCCUAGGCUGUUUGAAUCGUAGUAUUGCAGUUGACCAAUGGGCACAUCUACGAGAGCCUUCAGGCGAAGUCAUUACCCUGGAGACAGCAUUGGCAGCAUUUGAUGUGUUUGUCCUUGAGGAUGGCUCUAUAGAUACCGGUGAUAUUUCUUAUAAGUUCGAUGGUUUUGCAGACAAGUUCCGUCAACACGAUCCCAGUUUCCAAGACCUUGACCAGGAGAAACAAGCCGUUGCAGUAAUCAAGUAUCUUCGGAAUCACCAUCUUGUAGGAAUUGACAAGAAUGUGGACCUACAUUAUCAUGAUCUCGCAAAUAAUUUCAUUGGAGAAGCUAUCUCGGGAAAGACACACCGCUCUUUGCCACUAAUUUCAGUUGCUAUUUUCUGCUCAGUAGCGCAAAGACUUGGGCUUAAUGCCCAACCAUGUGGCUUUCCGUUUCAUGUACUUGCUGUCGUCCAGCCAGACUCUACUCAGUCUUCCAUUGCUGGGGAUCUAGAGAAGCCUAUACCAAGAUCUCCGAUCUAUCUAGAUCCCUUUCGAUCUAACGAAGAGGUGCCACUGGAAACGCUCGAAUCGCAACUGAUUUCUAUGGGCGUACCAUCGAACGACCACGAGAGACUUCUAAGUCCAGCUUCAACGGCAGAUAUUGUUUCUCGGUGCGCGAGAAACAUCAUAACUUCGGUUCAGACUCUGCCUCGCAGUCCAGCAGCCGAUUCAGUGAAGCCGGGUGUAGAAGUCUCCUUCUAUGCUGCUCUCUGGGCUCUGCUUUUGCUCCCUAGCGGAAAUGAAAACGAAGUCUCGAUGAUGCAACAAGCAUGGUAUCUUCCGAGAGUGCUCAGACUUGUUGCUGGCCAAUAUGCCACAGAUACAUGGCUGGUAGAAAAACAUCUGGUUCCAAAAAUUGAACAAUUUGGAAGCAGCACUGCACAAACCUUGCGCGACAUUCGUGCUACUGCGGAUGCUAGGAAGCCGAAAAAGGCACGAGACUCACAAGCGACAAGGAACGUACGUUAUAGGAUAGGCCAUGUUUUUCGCCAUAAACGAUAUCAGUAUUACGCGAUCAUCUAUGGCUGGGACGCUACAUGUUCUGCAGAAGAGGAUUGGAUGGUGCAAAUGAGAGUGGACGAUCUACCGAGAGGUCGGAAGCAAAGCUUUUACCAUGCGUUAGUAGACGAUAAAAGUACACGCUAUGUUGCCGAAGACCAUAUCGAGAUUGUGAGGGAUGAGGCCAAGCAUGAUCUAAUGGCAAUAGCUGGUCAGUAUUUCAAGCGUUGGGACCCCGAGGACAAGGCAUUUAUUAGUAAUAUUCGGGAUGAGUAUCCUAACGACUAG